AUGUUCUGACACACAGCAGCAAUUGAAUUUAGCGAGCGCACCAUAAUGCCUUUGUUUCCUUUGCUGAAAUUCUUCUCAAAAAUGAAGUCGUCAGCUUUGGACUUUGGGAUUAGGCUGCCCACAGCGCGAGAGAAAUUUGCUUCCUACGCAUGCGCAGAAUGACACCCCCCCAUGAGGGGAAGGAACUAAACAAAAUCCCCAGACAUACCUCUUUCGCUCAUCCCCACAACGGGGCUGCGCGCGCUUUUGCCGUUGAAAAGAGGCGGGUCGGACUCGUGCAGUUCUUUUGAGGCAAUCUCCCCGCUCCCUCCGGAUCAUACCGUAGUGCUUUGCACGUUCUACUCCGCUUGUAAUGCCGCGGGGGCGAAAAAGGCCUAACUCUAGCGGCGGGGCCCGGGGGCAGGCGGUGUUAAGCAAGUUCUUCCAUCCGGUGGGAUCCCUGCAGGCAACCACUUUCGCCUCGGGUUCUACUGCCCUCCGUUUCGCCGAGGAUAGAAGCGAGGGCUGUACAGCGGCUCCAGUGGUUGCUCCGCACACGGUCAAUGCCGCUAAUUGCUGGGAGCGGGGGGACCAGAGAAGACAUUCACAGAAGGAUCAUGAACCAGAUGGGAAAAAGAGAAAAGUUGUAAAAAAUAAAGAACAUGCUGACAAAUAUUCAACAUCUCUGCAGAGCAGAAGAAGUGAAGAAGGCAGUGCCUUGACUACACUGAACACUGGAGAGCCAAAGAAAUACACCCAUCCCCAAAUAUGUUCAAAGACAUUGGAUAAGUUGCGAGAGUUCUCUUGCCAUUUGGAGCAUCCAAAUAAUAGAAUUCACUCAGAGGCUCUUUGUGGAAUUCACUCUAUGGAUUUGAAAAAAUGCCAGAAUUCUAUGGUUCAAAACAGUGAAACAAGUGGCAGUCAACAUUCUCAGGAUGUUAACAAGGCAAAAAUGUGCCUUGGUGUAAGCCAAAUUUCUGCCAUGAAUGCAACUCUGGAAAACACUCAAAAUACUGCUCAUAUACCUCUAAAUAAAAGAAACAAAAGUGUGUAUACACCACUUGAGCUCCAGUUCCUAGAAAUGAAAAAUCAGUAUAAGGAUGCUAUUUUGUGUGUUGAAUGUGGUUACAAGUACAGAUUUUUUGGAGAAGAUGCAGAGAUUGCUGCUAAGGAGUUGAACAUCUUCUGUCAUAAAAAUCACAACUUUAUGACUGCCAGCAUACCAACUCACAGACUAUUUGUUCAUAUCCGACGUCUUGUAGCAAAGGGUUAUAAGGUAGGAGUUGUAAAACAAAUGGAAACUGCUGCUUUGAAGGCUGUGGGAGAAAACAGAAGCUCUCUCUUUGCCCGAAAACUAACUGCAUUGUAUACAAAAUCUACAGUUCUAGGAGAAGAUGUAAAUCCUCUGCUGAAAUUCGAUAAUGCUAUGGAUGCUGAUGAAACACCACCUGAUGUUUGUGAUAAUUAUCUCCUCUGUGUCUCUGAAAACAAAGAGUGUUUAUGGAAUAAGAGCCAGGAAAGUGUCAUCAUAGGCAUAGUGGCCAUCCAACCUACUACAGGAGAAGUUAUCUUUGACAGUUUUCAGGAUUCAGUAGCCCGAAUAGAGUUGGAAAGUCUAAUUUUACGCCUCCAGCCUGUUGAGAUUAUUCUUCCAGAAGAUGUGUCAGUUCAAACUGAAAAGCUCAUCAGUGCUAUGACUUCUGUAAGUGUACAAGAUGACAGAAUUCGGAUCGAGAAAAUGAAAAACAAACUUUUUGAAUAUAGCAAUGCUUUCCAACUGAUUACAGACUUCUAUGGCAGUCGAGUUCUUGAUGGCACAGGCUCUCAAGCAUUGUCUGUGAUUUUAAACUUGGAUAAGCCAGUAUUAUGCUCCUUGGCUGCUGUAAUCAUGUAUCUUAAAGAAUUUAAUUUAGAAAAGAUCCUCUACAACCCCAGUAAUUUUAAGAAGUUAUCAAGUGAAGCUGAAUAUAUGAUGCUUAAUGGGUCUACGGUAAAGAACCUUGAAAUCUUACAAAAUCAAACCAAUAAGAAAACAAAAGGCAGCUUGUUUGGGGUCUUGGAUCAUACAAAAACUUCAUUUGGGCGACGAAGGCUAAAGAAAUGGGUGAUACAGCCUCUCUUGAAAUCCAGUGAAAUUAAUUCCCGACUUGAUGCGGUGUCUGAGGUUCUCCUAUCAGAAGCGAGUAUCUUUAGUCAAAUAAAGAAUCUUCUAUAUAAGAUGCCAGAUGUUGAGAGAGGAAUCUGUAGUAUUUAUCACAAAAAGUGUUCUGUUCAAGAGUUCUAUCUGGUGGUCAGCACACUCUCUCAGUUGGAAACAGCAGUCACAACACUGGUUCCAGCUAUACGAACUCAGGUGCAAGCAUCCUUAUUACAGAAGAGCCUCUUGGAAAUUCCUGAAUUGCUUUGUUCAACAAAAAAGUAUUUAAGCAUGCUUAAUGAAGCAGCGGCAAAAACUGGAGACAAAACUGAACUGUUUAAGGAUCUUGAAGAAUUUCCUUUAAUAAGGAAGAGGAAGGAUGAGAUUCAGGCAGUGCUCCAUCAGAUCCAAUUACACCUUCAGGAUAUACGAAGAAUGCUAAAUUGUUCCUCUAAGGAUUAUGUAACAGUGUCAGGACAAGAGUUUCAGAUUGAAGUCAAGCACUCGCUUAUAUCUUCCAUACCACUUGAUUGGAUUAAAGUCAGCAGCACAAAGGCCGUCAGCCGUUUCCACACUCCUUUUAUUGUAGAAAAUUACAGGCGUUUGAAUCAGCUACGUGAGCAGCUAGUCCUUGACUGCAAAGCUGAAUGGCUACGCUUUUUAGAUCAUUUUAGUGACCAUUACAACUCAGUCUCUAAAGCUGUGGGUCACCUAGCAACUGUGGACUGUAUCUUUUCCUUGGCUGAAGUUGCCAAACAAGGAGACUAUUGCAGACCCGUCAUAAAAGAUGGAAGGUCAGAGAUAGUGAUAAAAAAUGGGAAGCACCCCGUGAUUGAUGUGUUAUUGGGAGAGCAAGAGCAGUAUGUUCCAAAUGACACACAUUUAUCGGAAGAUGGUCAAACGGUUAUGAUAAUUACUGGACCUAACAUGGGUGGAAAGAGCUCUUAUAUAAAGCAAGUUGCAUUGAUCACUGUCAUGGCACAAAUUGGUUCUUAUGUACCAGCAAAGGAAGCAAGAGUUGGUAUUGUGACUGGUAUAUUCACCAGAAUGGGAGCCACAGACAAUAUAUUCAAAGAUUGUAGCUCAUUUAUGGAAGAACUGACAGAUACAGCUGAUAUAAUUAGAAAAGCAACUUCCAGUUCAUUAGUAAUUUUGGAUGAACUGGGGAGAGGAACUAGCACACAUGAUGGAAUUGCAAUUGCAUAUGCUACUCUGGAACAUUGUAUAAGAGAUGUGGGUUCAUUGAUGCUGUUUGUCACCCAUUAUCCUCCAGUAUGUGAAUUAGAGAGGGCCUACCCAAGACAAGUUGGAAACUACCACAUGGCUUUUCUGGUGAAUGAAGAUGAUAGCGAACAACUAAAGGGAUCUGAAGAUGAAGAAAAUCUUGAAUUUGUCACUUUUCUUUAUCAAAUAACAAGGGGAGUUGCUGGAAGGAGUUAUGGGCUAAAUGUUGCCAAACUAGCUGAUGUUCCUGAUGAAAUUCUGAAAAAGGCAGCUAACAAAUCAAAAGAGUUAGAAAGAUUAGCAAAUAUGAAAAGAAAAAGACUGAUGACUUUUGCUAAACUAUGGAAUACUAACGAUCCUGGAGAACUGCAAAGAUGGAAAAGUGUGUGUGAAACAGAUAAUGAUUUGAGCCAACUUUAAAAAUUCCUUAAAGCCAGCCAACAGAAAAUGGAAAUAGCACAGAAGAUUUAAACUAAUUCAUUAUACAAAGACAUAUAUUAAUAUAAAGUGAAAUGUCAAAUCACUGGUGGAUUUUAAGUGGCUAAUAGCAUGUUCAUAUGGUCAUUUUUGUCAUUUCAUUCAGGCGAAAUGUCUCCAGCUCAUGGAGCAGCAUACUAUGGGCCAAACAAGUUAAAGAUAUCAGGAGAUCCAUGAUUAGAAUUUCUUCAGAGUGUUUUUUAAGCAGGCUCAAGAAGUAGGGUCUUAACCACUGCCGCUGCCACCACCGCUACCACUUUCCCAAUCAAAAUUGCCCCCCCGAUAGUAUUUUCCCAAUGCAGAAAAACAUACAAGUAACCACAUAGUACCUGUAUGUUUUCUCCCAUACGGUAAAUAACAACAUCAGGCUGGAAUUCAGUUUUGAAAAAAACCAGGGGAAAGGUGUUUUUAAGCUUCAUUCUCCCAGUACUGUGGCCUGAUUCAGUUAGGUAGAUGCCUGUAGUUGAUUUUAACUUUAAAAUGAAGAAACAAAACCCAUGGAAGAUCAGUUCAUGGAUCUCCUGUCAUCUUGCCUACAUUGGCCUCAUGUAAACUAGUGUAACUAUUGUAACUGUGGAAACCACUACAGAAUGAACUUUUCACAUGGUGCCUUGAUAUAAUCCUGGGCACAUACAAGGGAAAUCAUGUGAAAAUAAAUGUGUAGCAGAAAUAGGCCCAGGUGAAUUAGUUCAUUGAUUUAAAUGCAGUAGACAUUGUGUAAGCUCUGAUGGCUUCAUUUCCCCCCCCCACACACACAUUGCUUCCUGUUUGGUAGAUUUAUUCACUCAGAGUAAAGGCAUUUUAUUACAUUUGCCAAUAUUAUGUUUCCCGAAGGCAAAUGUUAUCGACUUCAUCUCCAAACUGUACUUCAUUUAAAAUACUAGGAUAUACUUUUUACUGGUUGAUGAUGUUAACUGUAAUUACUGAUGGAAAACAUCAAAAUCUUAUUUAUAAAUUAUAGGAAAACACUUUUGUAUUAAAUAAAAUAAUGCCUUCAAAAUAAUAAA
Molecule: messenger RNA, 4824 nt
Organism: Rhineura floridana
Lineage: Eukaryota; Metazoa; Chordata; Lepidosauria; Squamata; Rhineuridae
Gene: MSH3
Product: mutS homolog 3
Exons: 25
Coding region: 353-3760 (1135 amino acids)
Biological process (GO): mitotic recombination; somatic recombination of immunoglobulin gene segments; mismatch repair
Cellular component (GO): nucleus
Molecular function (GO): ATP binding; ATP-dependent DNA damage sensor activity; mismatched DNA binding
Source: RefSeq, a predicted model, not a curated record